This is a messenger RNA of Rasamsonia emersonii CBS 393.64, 1074 nucleotides long. RefSeq lists its product as uncharacterized. Gene Ontology annotation, cellular component: Arp2/3 protein complex; actin cytoskeleton. The record is from RefSeq and is a predicted model, not a curated record. Gene Ontology annotation, biological process: Arp2/3 complex-mediated actin nucleation. Bases 1 to 1074 code for a protein of 357 amino acids. Gene Ontology annotation, molecular function: actin filament binding. Lineage: Eukaryota; Fungi; Ascomycota; Eurotiomycetes; Eurotiales; Trichocomaceae. The transcript is spliced from 3 exons.
AUGGCUGCCCCGGAGGUCCACCACCUUUUCCACAAUCCCAUUGCGGAUCAUUCCUUCUCCAGUGACAAGAACACUCUCGCGGUCGCGCGGGAGAACGCCGUCGAGCUCUACCAGAGAACAGGCAACAAGUUUUCCCUGAAAGAUGAACUGAAGGGCCACGACAAGACUGUCACUGGUGUCGAUAUUGCCCCCAAUAGUGGGCGCAUUGUCACCUGUUCUCAAGAUCGCAAUGCUUAUGUCUGGGAACGAACCCCCACGGGAUGGAAGCCUACUCUGGUCCUUCUUCGAAUCAACCGUGCGGCCACCUGCGUCCGCUGGUCUCCAUCCGAGCAGAAAUUUGCCGUCGGUUCAGGAGCCCGCGUGAUUGCUGUCUGUUACUUCGAGGAAGAGAACGAUUGGUGGAUCUCGAAGCACUUGAAGAAGCCCAUUCGCAGCACGAUCACGAGCCUUGCAUGGCAUCCGAACUCGGUCUUGCUCGCAGCCGGCUCGACGGACUCACAUGCCAGAGUGUUCUCCAGCUACAUCAAAGGUGUGGAUGAGCGUCCUGAGCCGACCGCAUGGGGUGAACGCCUUCCAUUCAACACCGUCUGUGGCGAGUUUCUGAACGAUACUGCCGGGUGGGUGCAUGGGGUCUCUUUCUCUCCGAGUGGAAAUGUCCUCGCGUUUGUCUCUCACGACAGCAGCGUCACCGUUGUCUAUCCCAGCGCGCCGGAACAGCCGCCUCGGGCUAUGUUAAAUAUCAGCACCCGGCUCUUGCCUUUCACCAGCUUGAUCUGGAAUGGAGAGAACGAGAUUAUUGCCGCUGGACAUGAUUGUGAAGCUUAUCGGCUGCGCGGGGACGAGAACGGGUGGCAGCUCGUAGGCUCCAUGGAACAUAAGAAGGGACCUGGAGCUAUUAGCGCUCGCGAAGAAUCUGCCCUGAACAUGUUCCGCCAGAUGGAUCUCAGGGGACAGACUCAGGAUGAUACCCAGCUCAACACCGUCCAUCAAAACACUAUCAGUAUCAUCCGGGUAUAUGAGGAGAGUGGUGGAGUGGUCAGGAAAUAUUCCAGUAAGGAUUCCACCGCGGCAUGA